AUGGGACCGUUGAAAAAGAGCCCGUGCGAUACCACGUUAGCAAUGCGCUUAGGCACCAUUCGCCAUCUGGCCGUGUAUGUGUUCAUGGCCCAACAUUCAUUCAACAAUCAGCUUUACAACUGUCAACACGCAUCAAUGAAUUCUGCUUAUUGCGUACUACUUGCACUUGCAGCUGUUAUUCGCAACACUAUUGCUACGUCUCAGUACUACGGUGCAUCACAUAGAAUCAACAUUGCGACCGUCGUCUCAGUGUCUGACACUCAAGAUGAAACAUACACCAUGUCAGCUAUAGAUGGAGGAGAAUCCGUUGAUCGACUUGAUUUGAUACUAGUAGCCAAUGAGUUGAUCUCACGGACAUGGUUCAAUAAUGGCACUGGAUUUGCCAUUGCAGCCGAUAGAAAAGUUCUAUAUCAGACAGCAAGUUGGUCUCUCAUCGAAGACGGAAGUGAAAAAGACAACCUGUUGUCGUCCUGGGCGCAAUUCCAAUCUGUUGACUCGACAGUCACGUUCAAGUCAAUAUGUGCUAUGGUGGUAGAGUGGAACAGCUCCUGGAAGGAAGACAAAGCCGUGAUGUCUGCUGUCGAAGUCUUGGAACGAAUGACAGACAAGUGUGGGGGAAGUGACACCGCCGCUGUAGCCUUCACUUCAGUUGUCUCGAGGACUGUUAGUAGGUAUCUCGAGGGUAAAAUUGCGGUCAACAACGCUGUCGCACCAUAUAAAAUGCACGACGUGCACUGUUCACAGUUUCCAGCAGUCUCUGAUCGGUUGUUUGUCCGUGUAGCUAAUGGAGCGAAGCACUAUUUUCUAGCCUCUUUAGAGGAGAAGCGUGUGUUUCAAAUAAAGGUGUUCAGAAUUCGCAGACUCCAAGCGCUUCAAUCGACACCAAAAAAAAAGAACGGUUCGGACUCGAAUUGGCAGCCAGACCUUUAUGUUGUCAUUCCGAUCGGCUUUUGCGUCUUUGUGAUUGGGUUUGCUGGUUUGGUCUACCUUCUGCGAUGGAGUAAGAACUCGGUGACGACUGGGACCCAUAUUUCUAAAGAAGAAGAAAAAGAUAUUCCUCCCAGCUUUUCCCACGUGCUUGCUCUUCCUCGAGUGUAG
Messenger RNA from Peronospora belbahrii, 1098 nucleotides. The record is from the annotation of a GenBank genome assembly. Lineage: Eukaryota; Oomycota; Peronosporomycetes; Peronosporales; Peronosporaceae.